AUGGAGCCGGAAGAAAAAAAGAUCUCGGUGUGGAUCUGCCAGGAGGAGAAGUUAAUCUCGGGCCUUACCAAACGUACCACUUGCUCGGAUGUGGUGCGGGUCCUUUUGGAGGAGAGCAAGCAGCGGCGCAGGCGUCGGCAGCAGCAGCAGCAGCAGCAGCAGCAACAGGCAUCGCUGCAGGAGUGCGGCGGGGGGAUGUUGUCCGGGCUCCCGCAGUCUUACUGCAUCGUGGAGAAGUGGCGGGGCUUCGAGAGGAUCCUGCCCAACAAGACCAAGAUCCUGAGGCUCUGGGCGGCCUGGGGCGACGAGCAGGAGAACGUGCGCUUCGUGCUGGUGCGCAGCGAGGCGUCCUUGCCCAACACCGGACCCAGGAGCGCCGAAGCCAGGGUGGUCCCCAGCAGGGACAGCCCGGGACGCCAUGGCUUGGGGGUUGCAGCCCGGGCCAGCCUGGCUUUGAGCCAGGAGCGGCAGCGGCGCGUGGUGAGGAAAGCCUUCCGCAAGCUGGCCAAGAUCAACAAGAGGAAGGGGCAGCCGCAACUCGAGGAGCCGCCGGCUAAGGAGGCCCCGGCGGCCGAGAGGAUGGAGACUCUGGUGCAUCUGGUCCUUUCGCAGGACCACACCAUCCGGCAGCAGAUCAAGCGGCUCCGCGACUUAGACCGGGAGAUCGACCGCUACGAGGCGAGGAUUCACUUCGACCGCAUGAAGCGCCACGGGGUGAACUACGUGCAGGACACUUACUUGGUCGGAGAAGAGCCGGAGCCCCCCGCGGGAGAGCAGGAGGGAAAGGCUCCCGCAGGGGCGGCCCCCGAGGCGGCGGCGACGACGACGACGCCUCCUUCGGCGGGGGAGUCCGAGAAGCCGGCGGCCGGCAGCGAGGGCUUGGAGGAGUUCGCCUGGAAGUGCGAGCAGGUGGCUCGGGUGCAGGAGCAGUGGCGCCGCCAGGAGGAGCUGAUCGAGCAUUUGGCCGGCGAGAUCCAGGAGGAGCUCAACGAGCGCUGGAUGAGGCGGCGCCGGGAAGAGCUGGCGGCCGCCAAGGGCUCCAGCGCCAGCCUCUCCGAGACGGACUGCAACACCACCGAGCUGAGCGGCGGCGGCGGCGGCGAGCUCCACGUGGAGCAGGAGCGCGUCAAGACGCAGCUGAGCACCAGCCUCUACAUCGGGCUGCGUCUCAACACGGACUUGGACGCCGUGAAGUCGGACCUGGAAUUUACCCAGAGCGCCUGGGCCGAUAAAGAGCGCGAGCUUCGGCGCUUGCUCGAUUCCCUGGAGUCCUUACACGUGGAGGAGGGGGAGGUGGAGGAGGAAACGGCGGCGGUGGUGGCAGACGAGGGCGAGCGAGGGGACCUCCCUUUCAACACGGGCGACGAGCUGCCCGCCUCGGUCCCGAUCACCUCGGAAGAUUGGGGUGAGGAAGCCGCCCGGAGUUUGGGCAAAGACCGCGAAGAUCGUGAAGACGAGGAUUCCGACACGGGUUUGAGCUCUAUGCACAGUCAGGACUCGGACUCUGUGCCCGUGUGCGAAUCCCUCGUGUAG
Protobothrops mucrosquamatus (brown spotted pit viper) is the source of this 1533-nucleotide messenger RNA. RefSeq names its product Ras association domain family member 10 (gene RASSF10). The coding region runs from base 1 to 1533 and encodes 510 amino acids. Gene Ontology annotation, biological process: signal transduction. The record is from RefSeq and is a predicted model, not a curated record. Lineage: Eukaryota; Metazoa; Chordata; Lepidosauria; Squamata; Viperidae. The transcript has a single exon.